AUGCGAAUCGUCGAUUUCGUUGUUUCUCUGUGUGUGCAGGCAGGCGGGCACGAGCAGGCACGAGAGCAGAGCCAGCCAAAGACGAACGAAACGGUGGUGCGACGGUGUUGGUUUAUAUACUCGUGCGCUUUGCGAAGCAAAUACGAAAUAAAAAAAAACAACACGCGCACACAUGAUGCGAGCGCGUUAACGGCUCCCCGGGGUACCUACAUAUUGCAAUAUCGCCACGCAAUAGAGCAGCAUCAACAGCAGCGACGGCAGUUGGUUCGACGAGUUACGCAUCUCGUUUUUAAGUAGCCGAAGCGACGAUGCUAUUUGGUCACGGUCCGCCGACGUAAAUAUAAGAGAAGUGCUGUGUUCUGAAGAUCAGUGUGAACAAUGCUGAUCAAAUAAUAUACAGCAAGGAACUUGAUCAGGAUACAAAUAUUUGGCAAGUAAUAUGGGGGCAUUUUUGGAUACACCAAAAACAGAGAAGUGCAAUGAGCAUGGAACUGGCAAUGGCCUGCGAUACGGAGUUGCCAGUAUGCAAGGCUGGCGAAUGGAAAUGGAGGAUGCUCACAGAGCAAUACCUUGUCUGGAAGGUGGUCUAUCCAACUGGAGCUAUUUUGCGGUGUUUGAUGGCCAUGCAGGCGCGUCAGUAUCAGGGCACAGUGCAGAGCAUCUAUUAGAAUGCAUCAUGGAAACAAAGGAGUUUAAAGCGGAGGAUGUUAUCAAAGGGAUCCAUUCUGGGUUUCUCAGACUAGACGACAAAAUGAGAGAUCUACCCGAGAUGAGUUCCGGCACAGACAAAUCUGGGUCUACGGCAGUAUGCGCAUUUAUAUCACCCAAAAAUAUUUAUAUCGCCAAUUGUGGCGACUCCCGAGCAGUACUGUGUAGGUCCGGGGUACCAGUUUUUGCUACGCGAGAUCACAAGCCUGUUCUGCCUGCCGAGAAGGAGAGAAUUCAAAAUGCAGGUGGUAGCGUAAUGAUCCAAAGAGUUAACGGAUCCCUGGCAGUAUCCCGAGCAUUGGGUGAUUACGAGUACAAAAAUCUAAAGGAUCGAGGGCCUUGUGAGCAGUUAGUGUCACCGGAACCGGAAAUAUUUGUGCGAGACAGGGACGAUGAACACGAUGAGUUUCUAGUUUUAGCAUGUGAUGGCAUUUGGGAUGUUAUGACCAACGAAGAUUUAUGUAGUUUUAUACAUUCAAGGCUACUGUUAACCGAUGACUUAGAAGCAGUUACCAAUCUGGUUGUAGACACUUGUCUUUAUAAGGGUAGCAGAGAUAAUAUGAGUAUAGUCUUGGUGACGUUCCCAGCCGCGCCAAAACCAAAUCCUGAAGCACAGAGGCAAGAGACCGAGCUGGAAAUGGCUAUAGAAAGGAGAAUUAAAGAAAUAGUUGAAGAAGAGGAUAAGAAAGAAGAUUUCGAUUACAACAGAAUGCUUGAACUUCUUAGAACAAGCGAGAUAGAUUUUCCGCACUUACCUCCCGGUGGCGGUCUUCAUGCUAAGCAACCUUUCAUCGAAAAAGUGUUUCGGGAAGUAUGUCCCAGCAAAGCGAAUAGUAAAUCACAGAGCAGUUAGUGUAUACAAUAUGUAUACGAUUUCAUACAUGCAAUCAUGUGCAAUAGACUGGCCGAACCGAAAGUGAUGAAAAUGAGAUUUCUGUUCAUCAAGAGUCACAGUGGAGCGACACGAGCAAAAGACCAUGCGAGUUCAGAGUGGUAAUGGAGUAACCAGUUGCAGUUAAUUACAAUUGAAAAUCCAUCAUAUGCGCGUACUAAGGAAACACAUUGUACAAAACCAUUUCGUCGGCAAUCAAAAGGAAACACACAACAGCGAAAAGAUUUGAAAAAAAUUAUUAGACAUUAUUUUAAUUAUAUUAAACAUAUAUGCAUGCCUAAUUUUAAUAAAAUUUUACUUGAAGAAAAUAGUUUUGAAGAUCACUGCGUGAUUGAAUUAUGCUAUAUAUCUUCAUACGGCAUAAGAAUUAUAGUAAAUUAUUGUGUUUGUACAUAUAUAUAAAGUUAUUCUCAUCCUAUGUGUGUGUGUAUUAUACAUAUACUUUGAUUGUAUUUCAUUUCUUAUGCAGUCCAAGCAAUUUUAUUUUCGGUCGUAAACAAAAUAAACUCUCCUACUUUUACAUAAUAGCACAAACUGAAGCUUAUAUAUUUCUCUUCCUGUUGUUGUAUUAGAUUUUUUUAUUUAUUUGUUUUUUUUGUUUUUUACUUUUCUGACUGAUUGCUAUUCGUUACUUGGAACUAGUCGCCUUCUACCACUUCAUUCUGUAUUGACUCACAUAUUCAGCAAUAUUAUACUGGGAAUAUAACAUUAUUGUGUUAAAUUACUUUUACAUAUUUAUUCCAAAAUAUUCAAGAAGAUACAAAAGACUUAAAAUGGUAUUAUAAUUACCGUUAUUGGUAUAUUUAAAAGGUAUACGAUUUCUCUCCUUAAUUGAUAUUUACUUAAAUAUACCGCAAUAACAGUGAAAAAAAACAAACACUAAUUUAUUCGAGAUAUAUCACAAUGUAUCUUUGUUCAGAUAAAACAUAGCCGUAUUUAUGGUAAUAAGGUAAAAAGUGUAUAUUAUUCGCACGCACACACUCACACAUAUACGUUACUUAACAUAUAUCGUUAUUGUACAUUUUCAAAAAUGUGACAUAAGUUGUUGCGUUUCGUAAUGCAAAUUUGCAAUUGUUCUAUAUCUCCAACUUAAGCACCCGAUUUGAAACGUAUUGGUAACGCUUUGUUUAAUGCCAUAACAUAAACAAAUGAUUUUCUAUCAAAAUAAUUAAGAUGUGUGUCAUUAAAUUAAAUAUACACUUGUGCUAAAUCAUAGCUACAUUCGUGUCUGUCAACAUUCCAAUAUUGUAACUUGUCUAUUUGUAAAAUUCUUCCCUCUUUUGCUCUUAAACAUUACAAAAUGCUAUAACGUAUUCAGAAAAAAUUGAAUGUAUACAUGUAAGAAAGUGUAUGCGCAAUAUCGUAAUAGACAAUUCUACUUCGUUAGCUAUAUAAACAUUUUUCUUCAUAGUUUCAUUCUUGUGGUAUUUAUAAAGAAUAACUCGGUUUUAUUCGUAAGAAACUUGUAUGUGUGUCACAAUGUCGCAUAAAAAGUUUUUUUUUAAUCGUAAUAAGUAUAAUUAUUCGAUAUAAAUUAAAGUCUGUAAUAUUAACUUAAAGCGCAAAUUAAUUAUUCAUUAUCUUCAACCUGAUCGUUUUCAGGAUCACAACUAAUCAGGAGUUUAAAAGAUCUAAUACUCUUUCACAUCUGAAAAAAACUUACUCUAUAUAGUUCAACAAAAUCUACAAUAGACGAGUUUUUAUAGACUGACUGGACAUUUAACUGAGAAAAUUAUUUGUUAACUAUCUAGUAGUACUAAUUUCUUAUAUAUAUAUAUAUAUA
Molecule: messenger RNA, 3383 nt
Organism: Pseudomyrmex gracilis
Lineage: Eukaryota; Metazoa; Arthropoda; Insecta; Hymenoptera; Formicidae
Product: protein phosphatase 1B-like
Exons: 6
Coding region: 440-1561 (373 amino acids)
Biological process (GO): negative regulation of stress-activated MAPK cascade; protein dephosphorylation
Cellular component (GO): nucleus; cytosol
Molecular function (GO): protein serine/threonine phosphatase activity; magnesium ion binding; manganese ion binding
Source: RefSeq, a predicted model, not a curated record